Molecule: messenger RNA, 2127 nt
Organism: Pygoscelis adeliae (Adelie penguin)
Lineage: Eukaryota; Metazoa; Chordata; Aves; Sphenisciformes; Spheniscidae
Gene: VAC14
Product: Vac14 homolog (S. cerevisiae)
Exons: 18
Biological process (GO): phosphatidylinositol biosynthetic process; positive regulation of kinase activity
Cellular component (GO): endosome membrane; PAS complex
Source: RefSeq, a predicted model, not a curated record
AUGCGUGGGUGGCUGGAGAGGUCCGAAAUCUUGGCGCUGAGCGUGGGUCUGGGGGGCAACAAUUCCCUGCCGAGCCACCAGCGCUCCUGGCUGGUGCGAGAGUUCGUGGCUCAGAACAACGUGUCUCAAAUCAAACACGUGAUCCAGAUCCUGUCGCAGGAGUUUGCGCUCUCCCAGCACCCCCACAGCCGGAAAGGGGGACUCAUUGGCCUGGCCGCUUGCUCCAUCGCCCUGGGCAAGGACUCUGGGCUCUACCUGAAGGAGCUGAUUGAGCCGGUGCUGACGUGUUUCAAUGACGCCGAUAGUCGGCUGCGGUACUACGCUUGCGAGGCUCUCUAUAACAUCGUCAAGGUGGCCAGGGGCUCCGUCCUCCCACACUUCAACGUGCUCUUCGAUGGCCUCAGCAAGCUGGCUGCUGAUCCUGACCCGAACGUCAAAAGCGGCUCUGAGCUCCUCGAUCGGCUUCUCAAGGACAUCGUGACAGAGAGCAACCAGUUUGACUUGGUAGGCUUCAUCCCACUGCUGCGCGAGAGGAUUUACUCCAACAACCAGUAUGCCCGCCAGUUCAUCAUAUCGUGGAUCCUGGUCUUAGAGUCUGUGCCUGACAUCAACCUCUUGGAUUACCUGCCAGAAAUCCUGGACGGGCUCUUCCAGAUCCUGGGAGACAACAGCAAAGAGAUACGGAAAAUGUGUGAGGUGGCUCUCGGGGAGUUCCUCAAGGAGAUCAAGAAGAACCCCUCCAGCGUCAAGUUUGCAGAAAUGGCCAAUAUCCUGGUGAUCCACUGCCAGGCGGCGGAUGACCUGAUCCAGUUGACGGCCAUGUGCUGGAUGAGGGAGUUCAUCCAGCUGGCUGGCCGGGUGAUGCUGCCUUACUCCUCAGGGCUCAUCACCGCUGUCCUGCCGUACAUCAAGGAGGUGGCAAACGUGUGCAACCAGAGCCUGAUGAAGCUGGUCAUCCCAGAGGAUGAUGAAAUGGAUGAGGCCAAGCAGUCAAUGACCCUACCGGCAGAGCCCACCUCGGAGGAGUCCAUCUCCAAGCCGGAGACAGCAUCCAGUGGCUCUCUGGAUGCAUCCGGUGACUCCAACUUCAGCAACAGCAGUGUCUUCACAGUAACCAGCUCCGAGAGGAUCCAGGUGACCCUGAACCUGGAUGGAAUAGUUCAGGUGCUGGACUGCCACCUUCAUGACACGUCCAUUGGGAUGAUGACCAGAAUUGCAGUCCUGAAAUGGCUCUACCACUUGUACAUCAAGACUCCUCGUAAGAUGUUCCGACACACCGACAGCCUCUUCCCCAUCUUGCUGCGGACCCUCUCAGACGAGUCGGAUGAGGUUAUCCUGAAGGACCUGGAAGUGCUGGCCGAGAUCGCUUCUUCCCCGGCGGGACAGACGGAGGGUCACGGUCCCUCCGACGGCUCCGAUGUGCGACCUGGCCCGGUGGAGCUUCACGUCCCGGCCAGGGCCGGCCAGCUGAGCUCUUCUGGUAUGAAAGCCUUGGAGUGCUCGCCCUCCACCCCCACCAUGAACUCCUACUUCUACAAGUUCAUGAUCAACCUGCUCAAGCGCUUCAGCAGCGAACGGAAACUCCUGGAGACCAGAGGAGCCUUCAUCAUCAGGCAGCUUUGUCUACUUCUGAACGCAGAAAACAUCUUCCACUCCAUGGCAGACAUACUGCUUCGGGAAGAGGACCUCAAGUUCGCCUCUACCAUGGUCCACACCCUGAACACCAUUCUGCUGACGUCCUCCGAGCUCUUCCAGCUGAGGAACCAACUGAAGGACCUGAAGACCCCGGAAAGCCGUAACCUCUUCUGCUGCCUGUACCGGUCCUGGUGUCACAACCCCGUGACAACCGUGUCCCUCUGCUUCCUUACCCAGAACUACAAGCAUGCCUACGACCUCAUCCAGAAAUUGUAUCCUUUGGGGGUUUUCUGCGAGGCCGAUCUCCGCCUGCAGCUGCUGGACGUGAAGAACAACCCCUACCUGAUCAAGGCUCUGUAUGGCCUGCUGAUGCUGCUGCCCCAGAGCAGCGCCUUCCAGCUCCUCUCCCACCGCCUGCAGUGCGUGCCCAACCCCGAGCUCAUGCAGACCGCGGACAGCACCAAACCGAGCGCCGGCUUCAAGAGGACGACG